UUUAAUAUAUAAAAUAAAAUUUAAUAUAUUCAAUUAAUUUCUGUUUUCAAAAAAUAUUUUUAAACACUGUACUUUAAUUAAAUUUAAAAUGGAAAUUGAUUAUAAACUUUUAAAAGAAAUAGAUUGUAAGCAAGGAGCUGUUAGAGCUGUACGAUUUAGUGUUGAUGGUGCUUAUUGUUUAACUUGUGGAUCUGACAGGAAAUUAAAAUUAUGGAAUCCUUAUAGAGGUGUUACUUUAAAAACAUAUGAGGGACAUGGAAAUGAGGUAAUGGAUAGUAGUGCAUCUUGUGAUAGUAGUCAAAUAGUGUCUUGUGGAUUAGAUAAAUCAGUUAUUCUUUGGGAUGUAGCAAGUGGAACUCCAAUACGCCGUCUAAGAGGUCAUGCAGGUCCUGUUAAUACUGUAAGAUUUAAUGAAGAGUCAUCUAUGGUUAUUUCUGGAUCAAGAGAUAAUUUGGUUAUGUUAUGGGAUAUCCGUUCUAAAAUGUUAGAACCUGUGCAAUGUUUAAAUGAAGCUAAAGAUUCUAUUUCUAGUGUUAGAAUAUCAAAUCAUGAAAUUUUAACAGCUUCUUUUGAUGGAAAAAUACGCAGAUAUGAUAUUCGUGUAGGUGAAAUAUAUGCAGAUUAUAUAGGAGAUGCAGUAAUAUGUGCAAGUUUUACAAGAGAUGGUCAAUGCAUAGUAGUUAGUUCUGCUGAUGGUAUAAUUAGAUUAAUAGAUAAAGAUUCAGGAGAAUUACUUGGAGAAUUUACAGGUCAUGUGGUUAAUAAUUUAUGCUUAGAAUCAAAUGUUGAUAAUCAAGAUACUCGCAUUAUUUCUGGAUCUGCAGAUGGAAAAUUGUGGAUAUGGGAUUUGGUUUCUCAGAAAGUAGUUGCAAAACUUUCAGGAUUUAAAUCAACAAAACAUCCUAUGGUAUCAUUAAGUGUUCAUCCACAAAGAAAUUGUUUUUUAGCUACUAAUGGAUCAAAUAUAUUAAUGUGGACUAUAUCAGCAUAAA
Molecule: messenger RNA, 992 nt
Organism: Apis laboriosa (Himalayan honeybee)
Lineage: Eukaryota; Metazoa; Arthropoda; Insecta; Hymenoptera; Apidae
Product: WD repeat domain-containing protein 83
Exons: 4
Coding region: 89-991 (300 amino acids)
Biological process (GO): mRNA splicing, via spliceosome
Cellular component (GO): catalytic step 2 spliceosome
Molecular function (GO): protein binding
Source: RefSeq, a predicted model, not a curated record